Molecule: messenger RNA, 2288 nt
Organism: Cryptotermes secundus
Lineage: Eukaryota; Metazoa; Arthropoda; Insecta; Blattodea; Kalotermitidae
Product: U11/U12 small nuclear ribonucleoprotein 48 kDa protein
Exons: 6
Coding region: 152-1459 (435 amino acids)
Source: RefSeq, a predicted model, not a curated record
GCGAGCGUGGCGAGGGUGGCCGGCGUUGUUAAAUGGACGUUAGUUGUGAGUGGUGAUUAGCCAGUAUAGUUGUGAUCGUUGUGAGGUUAGGUUGUGUAGGGCAGCAAACAUCUAGAACGUGUAGAAUUUGGUUGUAUUAGUUAAAAUCGACAUGGCAGUCGAUUUAGAAGAACGAAUGACACAACUUAACAGGUUGAAUGACUUCAUUGAUAACUCACGGAAAAAAAUUACAACCAUACUAAGCACCCUAGGUUGGGAUGAAGGCAACAUAAGACAGAAAUCUAGAGAAAUGGUCACCUGCCCGCUAAACAGUGAGCAUUAUGUCCCAGCAGAUAACUUGGAGAAACAUGUCACCUUAUGUUCGUGGAGAAUGGAAGGUUAUAGUGAAGAAGACAUUCCUCUUCCAGAAAGCUGUGGGCCUGGUGAAUCUGGAAUAGCCAUAGAUAAAGAAAUGAGGACUGCAAUAAUCAGAGAGGCUGCUAUGCAGGAUCCAAAGAUGAAGACAGGUAUUCCUGCUGUGGGAUUUGAUGAUCGUCCAAUUCCCAAAACCAUGGAUAGGAUUAUAUGUGAUUUCACACCAGAUGAGAGAAGAGUAUUGUAUGAUUUUGCUGUAUCAAAGACAGGAGCACCACCAGUAAUGAAGGUGGAGGAACUUCAUAUGCCAUUACAAAAAGAAGAACAGAAACGUCCUAAAACUUUUAUAGAGCGCCUUGCAGAAGAGCGGGAUGCAAAGCGACGCAAAGUGAGCAAGAAAGUUCACACCAAUCGCAAAAGUUACACAGAGAUAUUGCGGGAAGUGCUACAAAACCAGAUGGAACUGUAUGAAGAUUUUCUUAAACAAGAGAAUGAAGAAUUCAAAUUUGAUACUGCUAGGAAAAGCCGCAAAGAAUAUGAUAUUGACCAUGACCUACUGGACAGUGAGAGUACAUCCAUUGUUGCAUGUUCAUCAAAGAAGGAUUCCUUACGGUAUAAGGAAAGGACUAGAGACGACCAAAAAGAUUUUAAAAGACAUGGACACUCCCAGUCUCUGUAUAGGACUCAAACCAAACCUGGCAGAAGUCAUUUGAAACAUGAAGAUUCACAUCACUUUCAGCAAGAUAGGUGGCAAAGAAAGUCAGAGUAUGAUAGAGGAGAUGGUGGUACUUCUCAUAAGAGUAAUAGUUCUCAUAGGGAUAGGAGUAGUAGUACUCACAGGGAUAGGAGUAGUAGUUCUCACAGGGAUAGGAGUAGUAGUUCUCACAGGGAUAGAAAUUCAAAGAACCUGUCAACUACAGUGCGUGAAACCAGUGAAAGGCAUCAUAAGAGUAAGUAUACCCACUCUCAUAGACGAGAAGAGUUCGGUAAAUUUAAGAGGAGACACAGGACUCAUUCCUCAUCAGACAGUAGUAACAGCAGUGAAGAUAUUUUUCACAAGAGAAAGAGGAGUAGGGAUGCAGAAUUUCAUAUGGCCCAGAUGUAAAUCAAGGAGCUAUACAGUCACUUUCAGGUCUUCAGAGAUAUGCCAAGAAUAUUUAUUAUAUUUUAUAUAUGUCACAUGAAGGUGCAUAUUGUCUUCUUAAUUCUUCAUAUGAAUGGAUGUCCUGCUGGAACUAAAUGGUAUUUAUUUCCAUUAUGGGACAAUGUAUAUUUCAAACUCAGCUUUCAGGUGUCAAUAAAUAGGCUCCAUCCUUUUAUAUCGUGUCAUUGGACAAGGGAUUCCAUGAGAGAGUCCACGUUACUACAGCACAUUAAAUUACUUUCAUGAGAAAAUAAAUGGUAACAGGAAGUUUUGAGGAGAACUAAUCAACUGCUUUCCUUUGAUACAGUAUCAACCUCAUAGAAAACAACACCUCCAACAAUUCUUUGUUGCUGAAGAAACAUCUCAUCUGAGUUGUUAUCUAGCAACAACAAGGGGAUACACCAAUGCAUGUAUCCAGCAGUUCUAUUGUUGCAUGUCUUCGUUGCCACAGCAACUUUCCCUAGCCAUUGCCUAGCAGUGGAAGGAGGGAUAGAUAUUACAGAGACUUUGUCUAGCAAUGAUAGGAGGGAUACACAUACAGACACACUGAUGUGAGGAUUUUAUGAAAUGUGCUUUUGAGAUGGGCUCAGGCGUCAUACAUAUACCAAGUUUCGUAACGACUGGUUCAGUCAUACAGAAGUUUAUUUGGGCGGGGGGAAUUCACAGACACAAAGACAGCAUGGAGACUGUGUAAACCUACUUUUAUUUUUUGAAAAUAAGGAAAGUAGGCUAAAAAGUAUUUCUAAAAUUUGCAGAGAUAUCUUAGUGCCUUUUUCUAGAAUAAUUGUAA